AUGUUUCCUCGGGCAGUGAGACGCGCCGUCUCGGUGGGUGUGUUCGCCGCGCCCGCACUGGUGGCGUUCUUUGACUGUGGAACUAUGGCAUCAGAAAAAUCACCUCUACUUGUCAAUCAAGUUGUCACCUGUGACAACGAAGAGAAAUCAUCAGUUGCCGUCCUACUAUCACCGAAGCUGAACCACAUCACGCUCAAGUGCCCUGACAAUUCGACCGCCGUGCCCGCUGCUCUUGGUUAUCCAACAAACAGGACCGUCUGCCCGGCGGAGUCCGGAGGUCAAACUUGUACAGGCAAGGAGAUACCGUUGGAAAGCCUGCUUCCCGGGGCAAACGAUAGCUGGUGGUCAGGUGUUGAUAUCAAGACUGGCGUUAAGCUCACAAUUCCUGAAGCGAGCUUCCCCACAACAUCCAAGUCGUUCGACGUCGGCUGCGUCAGCAGUGAUGCCAGCAAGAGUUGUAUGGUCACAGUCACAGUGCCACCCAGAGCCUCAUCGCUUGUCAACGGUGUCGCAAUGUGCUCUUACGGUGCAAACGAAACUCUCGGCCCUAUCACAUUGUCCGAGGGCGGAUCUUCUACGAUGACCCUCGUUUGCGGCACGGAUGGGAAGCCAGUUCCUCCUGAUCCUAAGCAGGUUUGUUCUGGGACGACCGUCAAGGAUUGUAAAGCAAAACCGUUCACUGAUGUUUUCCCAAAAUUCAGUGCUGAUUGGUGGCAGGGAAAACCCGACACUAAGGAUGGUGCAAAACUAACGAUCAAGAAAGGUGCAUUUCCUCCAAAGGAGGAAAAGUUUACUCUUGGGUGCAAGAGCGUAUCGAGUCCGGAGGUUUACUGUACUGUGCAGGUGGAGGCAGAGCGCGCGAGUGCAGGGAUCAAGUCGUCGGCUGAAAAUGUUGGUCGCGUUUCCCUUUUCGCUGUAACAAUUGGACUCGUAGGCUCGAUAGCGGCUGGCGUCGCGUGA
This is a messenger RNA of Neospora caninum, 960 nucleotides long. Its product is annotated as SRS domain-containing protein. The coding region runs from base 1 to 960 and encodes 319 amino acids. Gene Ontology annotation, cellular component: membrane. Lineage: Eukaryota; Apicomplexa; Conoidasida; Eucoccidiorida; Sarcocystidae. The transcript has a single exon. The record is from RefSeq and is a predicted model, not a curated record.